Messenger RNA from Gracilinanus agilis (Agile Gracile Mouse Opossum), 1921 nucleotides. It is a transcript of the gene SLC44A3, whose product is annotated as solute carrier family 44 member 3. Gene Ontology annotation, biological process: transmembrane transport. NCBI's taxonomy places the organism in Eukaryota, Metazoa, Chordata, Mammalia, Didelphimorphia, Didelphidae. Gene Ontology annotation, molecular function: transmembrane transporter activity. The transcript has 13 exons. Gene Ontology annotation, cellular component: membrane. Bases 1 to 1827 code for a protein of 608 amino acids. The record is from RefSeq and is a predicted model, not a curated record.
AUGUUCAUCAUGGGCUAUUCCGUGAUAGCUGGAGCGGCAGGAAGGCUGGUGUUUGGCUAUGACAGCUAUGGGAAUGUGUGUGGCAAGAAGAACUCCCCUGUGGAAGGGGCCCCUCUUUCUGGACAGGACAUGACAAAAAAGAAGCAUGUAUUCUUUAUGAAUUCCUGUUAUCUGGAACUCAAAGAUCUUAAAAUCAAUUCCAUCGCUCUCUGUGUAUCUAGCUGUCCUGAACAACAACUAGACACUCUGGAAGAUGUCCAGCUCUUUGCCAAGAACAAUGGUUCCUUCCUGUGUGUUUAUAACUUGAAUUUUGCCAACUACACUCAGAAUGUAAGUGCUGCUUCAUUGUGUCCCAGGCUACCCGUUCCACCAAGCAAGUCUUUUCCCUUGUUCAAUCGCUGCAUCCCUCAAACACCUGAGUGCUAUUCCGUCUUUGCAUCUGUUUUAAUCAACGACGUGGACAGCCUCCAUCGGACCCUAAGCGGAAUCAUGUCAGGGAAAGAUACGGUCCUUGGUCUCUGUAUCCUUGCAAUAGCCUUAUCUCUGAUCAUGGUGUUCAUCCUCCGGUUCAUCACCACCCUCCUGCUUCAUAUUUUCAUUUCCUUAGUUGUUUUGGGGUUAUUGUUUGUCUCUGGUGUAUUAUGGUGGCUCUAUUAUGACUAUAUCAACGACCUCAGCAUCGAACUGGACACUGAAAGGGAAAAUAUGAAAUGUUUACUGGGAUUUGCUAUUAUCUCGACAGUGAUCACGGUGGUUCUGCUCAUACUGAUUUUUGUUCUCAGAGAGAGGAUCCAGUUGACAGUAGACCUUUUCCAAGUAACGAGCAAAACCAUCAGCAAUACCCCCUUCCUGCUGCUCCAGCCACUUUGGACAUUUAUAAUUCUCAUUUUCUUCUGGGUGCUGUGGGUUGCUGUCCUGCUGAGUUUGGGAACUGCAGGUACUGCACAAGUGAUGACAGGAGGACGUGUGGAAUAUCAGCUUCUUUCUGGCAUUCGAUAUAUGUGGUGGUACCAUUUAAUUGGGCUUAUCUGGACUAGUGAAUUUAUCCUGGCCUGCCAACAAAUGACCAUCGCUGGGGCAGUGGUCACCUGCUAUUUCAACCGAAAUAAAAGUGACCCUCCUCGGCGCCCCAUCCUUUCAUCUCUGGUCACUCUUUUUUACUAUCAUCAAGGAACGGUUGUAAAGGGGUCCUUUCUAAUCACCAUGGUGAGGAUUCCGAGAACUGUUUUCACAUACCUCUCUAACGCCCUGAAAGAAAAGGAGGACAGUGCCUGCACAAAAUACAUACAUAAGUGCUGUUUCUGCUGCCUUUGGUUCCUGGACAAGUGCCUGAGCCAUCUAACCCAGAAUGCAUAUAUUGCAACUUCGAUCAAUGGAACAGAUUUUUGUACCUCUGCAAAGGAUACGCUCAAUAUUUUAUCCAAGAAUCCAGGGCAUGUUGCCUCUAUUACCUGUCUUGGAGACUUCAUAAUUUUUCUGGGAAAGAUGUUUGUGGUAUACUUCACUGUUUUUGGAGGGCUGAUGGCCUUUAACUACCACCGGGAGUUGCAAGUAUGGGCCAUUCCUUUGUUAUUGGUGGCUUUUUUUGCCUAUUUAGUGGCCCACAAUUUCUUAUCAGUGUUUGAAACUGUGCUGGACGCCUUGUUUUUGUGCUUUGUCAUUGAUAUGGAAACAAAUGAUGGCUCACCAGAAAAGCCCUAUUUUAUGGAUCAAGAAUUAAUGAGCUUUGUGAACAGAAGCAACAAAUUAAUUGAUUCGAGGAUACGAAGAAACAGAAAGUCAUUAGGGAAUGACGAUGGAACAGAACUCCAGCCCAUUGUGAGAUAGGAGACAUUUCCUUAUUGUCCUGUAUUUGUGCUUAUUUUGGAAGAACCUUAUUACUUUCAGUCUUCAUUUUUGCAGAAUAAAUUUUUAGAAAUGA